Phytophthora sojae is the source of this 855-nucleotide messenger RNA. RefSeq lists its product as hypothetical. The transcript has a single exon. Lineage: Eukaryota; Oomycota; Peronosporomycetes; Peronosporales; Peronosporaceae. The record is from RefSeq and is a predicted model, not a curated record. Bases 1 to 855 code for a protein of 284 amino acids.
AUGCCUCCUCUCUGGCGGGCGCAUCUUGUCGGUUUCCACUGCGUUCACGCCCAGGCGAGACUUGUGCCCCGUAGUUCACUGUGGAUCGCUAUGCUGAGUACGGCAUUGUUCGAGCUCCCCGCUGAAGCCCAGGCAUGCCCUGGUACCCUCGCUUUUUUUUUGCCGAAACUGACCAGAACACCCCUCGACACCACCUCCCACCCUCCCCCAACUCACCAUGAAGCUCGUUGCACCGAAUUUCGCUGCGGUUGCGGCGCUUUCGCUAGCGGUUGUGCAUCAUGCCGAUGCGAUAGCUGGCCCGGCGCUGAAGGUGUUCUCCGACCAGGCUUGCAAAGUACAGCGACACUCGUUGGAUUCGAUGUGGAGAGUUCUUGCAGUGACUACCCCCUCGACACGUGCACCAUCGGAGACGGCUACAGAAAAUUAGCUGCUUGCACCGACAGUUAUAUCGACUUUGCGGACAGCGUGUUUAGCGAGUCGCCGUACCUCCUCUUGAGGCUGUACGACGAGGACACCACUUGCGGAACUGUCAGCUCGGUGGUCGCUGUCUUGGUUGACGACAAAUGCUACGCGAUCCCAGAAAGCUCGAGAGCUGUGAAGGGCUCCGUGAACUCCGACGGCUCGGCCACCUUCGCCAUGUAUCUCGACACGACCUGUACUACGCUGCACCCGGAAGCGUCGGGUACCACCUCAAGUGACCAGAUCAAUACAUACCUCGGCGGGGUGAAGCUGUACACCGGUGGAAAGUCGACCACCACAACGACCACAACGACGGGAGCGUCCGGAGCGUCGGCCUUGUUGGCGCCUUUCUUUGUGCAGUCAGCGGCGGUGGUCGCGGUGAUGGUGGCCGAUUAG